AUGCGAAACCCCUUCCGACGUCGGAACAAGAAGGACAAGGCCGGUAGUGGUGGCCAGAGCUCAGACUUUAUUGUUCCCAUAGAGUUCCGUCCUCCUGGUGCUGGACGCCCACCGUUAUAUCCUCCAACUCGGCACUCAGCAUAUCUACUUGCUCAUCUGCCAUCAAAGGUGCUGGAGCGCAUCUUUGCUUUUGUUUGCCCGCACGCCCUUGACGAGACUUAUGAUACUUGUGAAGGCAGCGCAAGCACGAGUGACAGCAGGUGCAUGCUAUGCGACCUUCGUGAUUUAGCUCAUUGUGUUCAAGUUUGUCGCGCAUGGCGGCCCAGCGCCGUCAAGAUCUUAUACCAUAGCGUUCGUAUCGAUCCAGUCCACUACUGCCGUCUAGAAGAAUGGCUUGCCGAAAAACGUAAAAAGACCUCCCGCUUCGAUCGCAAUGGUGUCCCCGAGGAUCCUGCUCAAGCUCGUCUCCGUCUCCUCCGACGUACUGUCCGUGAUGACCCUACACGUAUUGGAAAGUCUGUACAAUAUUUGAAGCUUCCUUACAUGUUGCGCGAGUCCUCCCAGGUCGAGCUUGCCCAGACCAUCGCGGUUCUUCCAAACCUACGAUAUGUUGACUUGCCUGAGGGGAUGUUUUGCGAUGAUCCUCAUUACGCGACCCUCCGCCUCGAAGUCCAAGCUCGAUGUCCUAAUCUUCGAAAAAUGACCUAUAUGGGAGGCUCCGAGCGAAGCCUGGCCAUGCUCGCCUCGGGUCAAGUGUGGCCGAAUCUUGAGGUGCUAGAAUUGAACGAUCUCGCGAUUGAUGCCAUGACGCUUCGGGCUGUUCUCGGUAGUCUCAGCAACUUACAAGCACUCAAGGUGUCAAACACGCCAGGUCUCUCCGAUGAGGUCCUGUCCUCAUCAGAUGGUCUUCCUACGCUACCACCUAUGAAGGAAUUAGUGCUCAAGGAUACACCGGGAGUGACAUUAAAGGGCCUUAUCGAGUAUCUUGCUUGGCAGGAGACACAGCAAGCUCUGACGGUCCUGACGCUUAAGGAUACAGGCGUCCAUCCUGCCAGCUUGCAAGAAAUAUUCACAAUGGCAUCGUCUCUCAAGACAUUUGCCAUUCAGUCCAACGUUUCUGAACAAUUCCCAACCUCAGCCAAUUCGCGCCCACUGGCAUCAAGAACCCUCGAAACUUUACGGUUUGAGAUUUCUUCUUAUUCAGCGGGUGCCUUCUCCAGUAUAACGAUGGGCUAUUACUCAUAUCUGGCGAGCUCCAUCCUUGGCGGCGGGUUCCCUAGACUAAGGCGACUCUACGUUCACGAUGAAAGUUUCCCUGACCAGUUACAAGGACUUCCACCUCCCAAUGCCGCAUUCGCUGGAGGGCAUGUGCGGAAUGGGUCCAAUUCAUCUGCGAAAUCCACUCCAGGGUUUGCCUUCCCAUCAUCAAACCUAUCACCAAAGUCGGCGAAUCUUCCUGUGCCUAGGCGGCCCAUGUCGAAUAUCCAACCACCCAGCAAACGCUUCAGCUCUAAUAAUCCAUUCGCUCCUCGCAAUCCCUCUUCGGUAGCUCCCACGCACACACUCGAAGUUUUUACCAAGAGCGACGAGUUUGGAAAAUGGAACUUUGUAUCAGUUGAUCCGAUGAUUAGAUCUGCUGCGGCACCGUCUCGCCGACCGGUUAGCAGCUACGGGCUGGCGGCCGAUGUCACAGGGUCUGGGUGGGACCGAGGGGAUGCUCGACGCAGUGUCAUGGUUGGCAAUGGAUCUGGUGUGUUUUUGGCUGUGCCUGGCCAAGGGGGCGACGAGGGUGCGUUUAAUGGAAGCUCUGAUCCAUGGCGACCUCAGAGCAGUGGGGGAACCCCUCGACGCAGUCGAGAACUGUGGUAG
Molecule: messenger RNA, 1869 nt
Organism: Fusarium subglutinans
Lineage: Eukaryota; Fungi; Ascomycota; Sordariomycetes; Hypocreales; Nectriaceae
Exons: 2
Coding region: 1-1869 (622 amino acids)
Source: RefSeq, a predicted model, not a curated record